Messenger RNA from Oncorhynchus masou masou (cherry salmon), 1839 nucleotides. RefSeq names its product E3 ubiquitin-protein ligase RAD18-like. Gene Ontology annotation, cellular component: Rad6-Rad18 complex; nucleus. Bases 139 to 1602 code for a protein of 487 amino acids. The record is from RefSeq and is a predicted model, not a curated record. Gene Ontology annotation, molecular function: single-stranded DNA binding; ubiquitin protein ligase activity. Gene Ontology annotation, biological process: DNA damage tolerance; protein monoubiquitination. NCBI's taxonomy places the organism in Eukaryota, Metazoa, Chordata, Actinopteri, Salmoniformes, Salmonidae. The transcript is spliced from 12 exons.
AAUUGACAUGAUCCUCCCGGAAGGGUGCAUUUGGUAUGAAAAUAAAUCUGCGCGGUAUUAUACAAUGAAACAUAGCUAGUAGCCCCAGUUUCUUUCUAAAUGCGUUCUUCUAACCACUGUUUAUAGAGAACUAUCACCAUGGCCAAUUUUAAUGAAGCGGAUUUACCACCAAAUCUGACUUGCCUCAAAAAUGUUGAUACCCUUCUUCGAUGUCCCAUUUGUUUUGAGUUCCUGAGUAUCGCAGUGAUGACAAAAUGCUCUCACAACUUCUGCUCUUUGUGCAUAAGAAAAUUUAUGUCCUACAAGUUGCAGUGUCCAGUGUGUAAUUCACCUACAACAGAACAGGACCUAAGAAACAACCGGAUACUGGAUGAUCUGGUCACAAACUUUCAAACUGCAAGGCAGAAGUUGUCAAAAGCUAAUUUCGACUCGCCUCCAUUAUCCCCGAAGACCCCAGCCUCUAAUGUCAAGUGUAAAACACACAGACAGACCAGGGGCCCCAAGAAGAAUGGCUCCAUCCUCAGUCACUUUUUCCAGAAGGGGCCAAUCACUUCCACAUCAUCUCUCACUACAGAGGCCCCGCCAGCACUUCAUACACAAACUGUGAAAGUAGACCCUGGUCAUCAGGUCUCUGUGAAUGAGGAGCCCAUGGAGGAGAUACCGGCCCAGGUGCUGGUGUCUGUGAAGAUUGAGAAGAUGGACAUCUCCAUGACAGGGCUGUUGUCUCUGGCUGACUCGCCGUCCACAUCACAGGACAUGAAGCCUGUAGUUAAAGUGGAGUGUCCUGUGUGUUCUGUGGGCAUCUCUGAACAGCUCAUCAACAAGCACCUGGACACCUGUCUGACCCGAGGGGAGAAGAAGGAGAGCCUUAGGAGCUCCCUAGGUGCUAAGAGGAGGCCGAUGGGGAAGCUGGUGUACACACUGCUGUCCAUGCAGGAGCUGAAGAGGAGGCUGAAGGAGUGCCACCUCUCUGUCCAGGGUAACAAAGAUCAGCUGAUUAGGAGGCACCAGGACUUUGUACACUUCUACAAUGCCCAGUGUGACGCCCUGGAACCGAAAUCAGCCAAAGACAUUGCCAAUGAAGUGGAGGCCAACGAGAAGGCCAGGAACCAACUUCAGGGGAAAACCAAACGUGUCUUGGACUUCUCAAAGAAUCAAAGUGUGGGGAAGAUCGACGAGAUGCAUUCAACUUACAGGAGGCAGCAUAACAGUGAGUUCUCCCGCCUUAUCGCCCAGGUCCGGGGUCGCCUGGAAAAGACCAGGAAGAGGGAGAUGAAACAGAAAGUGAGGGAUGAGGGAGUAGAGGAGGACCUGAGAGUGGGCUCCAGCUCUGCAGAUAAGGCAGCAGAACAGGAACAGAGGGAUCCCAGUCCCAGUGACUCAGAGGCCUUCUGCAUAUUGAUGACAUCACCAGUGCAGGAGCCCUCUGAGGAGCAGCAGCCUUCUGUUGUAGAGGUCAUUUCCAGGUCACCCAGCUGUCUCAGUGACGUGUCCAUCAGCAGAGUUUCAGAGAACGCCUCGAGUGGGAAACGGGCUUUCUGCUCCAGGGAGGAAGACUCUGCUCUGCCCUUUGUCGUGGGAAAACGAGCACGGAAAACCUGAGGAGGAAUGCUGGGAAGAGGACAGGAGCUGAACUCUGUUAAACGCCUUUACUUUUCUUUAAGCACAUUUUCAGGAUAUGGCAAGUUAUGCAAUAUAUUUUAUACAUGUGUCAUUUUGUAAGUAUUGAUAUCUUUAUAGGAAAUUUAAAAUUUUCAUGGAAUAGUCGCUAAUUGUUUUUUACAUGUACUGUCAAGUGUACAUAUUAACUUUGUAAUAAAUAUUUCACACUUUACAAUA